Messenger RNA from Plasmodium gonderi, 8211 nucleotides. RefSeq lists its product as hypothetical. Lineage: Eukaryota; Apicomplexa; Aconoidasida; Haemosporida; Plasmodiidae. The coding region runs from base 1 to 8211 and encodes 2736 amino acids. The transcript has a single exon. The record is from RefSeq and is a predicted model, not a curated record.
AUGGAUUCACCCAAAGAAAAGGAAAUUAUUAAGAGUUGCGAAGACAAGGAAGAACCUAGUGACCUGUCCAGUACUCUGAAUGUAGAAAAAAAUACUAAAAUAAAUAAAGGAAAAAAUAAUAACAGUGGAAAAUACAAUUAUAAACAGGUAAGAGAAAAUCAAACGAAUUCAAAUGAUUAUUUAAGUAAUAAUAAUUAUCAGUAUAUAUUUAAUAAUAACAAUGAAUAUCACAACCAAAAUAAAAUGUAUCAUAAUUAUGGUACGAACACUAGGAAUCAUAAAAUCGGAUACACCAAUGGAAGUAACUCGCAUUUAUCAAGGGGAAAAAAUUAUAGAAAUAACAACGUGGAAUAUAGCAUCGUUGGUAGUGAAGGUUUUGUUAACGAGAUAGUGCAUACGCAAGAGAAGAAAAGAAACAAGAGUAAUCGAUACCAAAUCGAUAUGCCGAACAUUUGUAAUGGGCCCAAGGGGGAACAAAAUGAUGCAUCUAGUAGUAGAAAGCAAAGCGGAACAAGCAAAAUGAACGAUGUGUAUCAAGUGAACGGAACGAGCAAAAUGGACAAAGUGAUUGAAGUAAACGGAAUGAUAGAAAAUGGAAUCAAUGAUGAAAGAGUGAAUAAUAAAGAUAUUUCCCGAAAUGGAAAAUAUCAAAAUUUGACAAGGAGAGCGAAUAAUCGAAUGGGUAAAAAUUACUUGUCGAAAUUAAUGACAUCAAGAAACAAUAUCAAUGAUUACAAUGGAAGAGAUGAAACGCUAAUAAACGAAAAUGAAAACGCUUUUAUAAACAAGGGAAGGAGAAAAAACAAUAGUAGAUACCAUAAUGCCUAUAAAAACAAUUCAAAUUAUUUCUACAAUUCUGGGAAUAAUCAAUCUACGAAUUAUUUUGAUACAGGCUGUAAUAACUACGGCAAUCAUUACUCAAGUGGUAGUGCACCCUAUCGAAGCGACAACAGUGUCUGUAGUAGCGUCCCUGGUUCUAAUGCCUACGGACACACCUAUGGAUAUGGUAAUAACUAUGAAAAUGAGAGCUAUAACCUAAGUGGAAAUUACAUCAAUGGGUUAUACAAUCAGGGAGGUAACUACAUCCAGAAUGGAAAAUACAUCCACAGUGGGUUAUACAAUCACAAUGGGAAUUACAAUCACGGUGGGAAUUACAAUCACGGUGGGAAUUACAAUCACGGUGGGAAUUACAAUCACGGUGGAAAUUACAAUCACGGUGGAAAUUACAAACAGUGGGGUAACCACGCUCGUGCAGCGUCCAGAGACAAUAUGGAUAUCGGAAAAAAUGUCAACUCUGAGGUAAAAGAAAUUGUGAAGGAUAACCAGAAUGGUCAAGAUUCUCUAACCUGCAUAAUUGAAAAUUAUACUGUAGAGAAAGAAAAUUUAGAGAAUGAUAGAAGCGACAAGAAGAACAACUCCUUUGCUAUUAGCAUUUCUAACUAUCAGUUGGGAAGUGAGGGAAAGGAGGAUUUAGGGCAUUCGAGUAAUAGCAUAAAAAGGAAUUGUAAUGAAAUGGGUGAUAUGAAUGACAUUACUAGCACCUUUGAAAUGGAUCCACAAAUAUGCAUAAAUAUGAGCAUGAGCAUGAACAUGAGCAUGAACAUAAACACACAAAAAAAUGUGAAUCCAUACGAUGAAAACAGAUGUGAUAAAGGAGACAUUAUAUUGAGUAAGGAAAAAAAUAAUAAUUCUAUUAACGCAAGUAGGAACAGUACCGAGGAAAAUAGCAUUGAAAUGAAAUUAGAUGAUAAUGGUAAAAAGUAUAGAAGUAGAAAUAUAGACAGCAACAAGAUGAAUGAAAAUUCUCCUGAAAUGGAUAAUUGUAAAUAUGACAAAUCUGACACUGUAGACAUUUUAAGGAAAGAGAAAUAUAAUCAUGCAGUGGAAUCAUGUUAUAAUUUAAAAAAUAAUUUUAUGAACAACUGUCACUAUGAUAAAGCAAAUAAUAGUGUAAAAACCAAAGGUCAAAACGUAAACCAUCCCUCAUAUUCGUUUAACAGCACAUGUGCAUAUAAGAAAAAAGGGUUCAACAAAACUUACCCCUCUGUGUAUAGUUCUAAUUAUGAAAUGAAUGUAAAUAGAAAUUUGUGGAGAGGAAAAAACGUCCAAUAUAAUGGAAGUAGCGGCAGGAAAGAACAAAAUGGGCCAAAUAGACUAAAUAGACCAAAUGAACAAAAUGCAAGGGAGCCAUUCCAUGGAGACGACACACACAAGGAUUAUAAAAUUAGGGAAAGUGCAAAUGAAUGUAUAAAUUCUGGGGUGGAAAAUGAACUUGUGAUGAACAUCAAUGCAAAUUAUACAGAAAAUUUGAACAAGACAGAAAAAACGAUUUUCUGUAAUGAUAAAGAUAAUCUCAUAACAAAGGAGUAUGGUGUGAUGGUAAGUAAUGACUUUCAGAUAGGGAACAAUAUUGACAGAAAAAAAAGUGAAGAUGUGAAUUGUGAAAGGUUUAAGAAUCAGGAACAGAUGCAAGGGGAAGAGGGAGAACAACAACGUGGAGAAUGUUAUAAAAAUAGAAAUUGUGCUAAUGAAAAGAUAAGUACAGGAGAAGAUAUUCAAAGGGAUAAUAACACACCGGGAGUUAUAUCCAUGGAUGCACCAGAAACACCACAUGUAGUUAGUGAAGAAGGGGAACGAUUCGAUUACGAAUCAGACAAAGAGAAUUGCAACCUAGUUGUUAAGGAAAUGUCUAUACUUGUAGAUAAUCAUAGUGGGGAUAGACAGAUAAAUCUGGUCAAUAAAGUGGGGGAGAAUCAUGUCACAAAUGAGGGAAAAUCUUUUAAUGAGCCCGGAGAAUCCAGCGCUGUUGGAUUAGGAAAAAAUGGAAAAUAUAGAAAAUAUGAAAAUGUAUUUUCACAGAAUUCGGGUAAGAGAUAUGUGGAAAGUGCAAGAGGAAAAUCACAAUUCCCAAGUAUGCAUGAAUGUUUUUUUGCUUCAAGUAAGAGCAAAACGAGUAUGAAUCGGAAGGUUGAAAAUGUUGGCAAUGUUGGCAAUGUUGGCAAUGUUGACAAUGUUGACAAUGUUAGAAAUGCAGAUGAACCAGUUCUGAAUUUUUAUGUAUGCGACUCUAUGUGUGGAUUUACCAGCAAGGAAACAGAACUUGCAGAAAGUUUUCGUUGUGUAAACGAUUCCCCAUUUGAUGUUAAUAAGAAAAUAAUAACAUCUAGAAAUGUUCAAGGGGAAAACAUGAACUAUUACACUGAAGAUGCGAAUUACAAAGAUGAUAUUAUGCAAAAUGGAUCCAGUAGUAACAAUCAGAAUCUAAAAGAUGACCAUAAGGAGGAGUUGGUUUUUACGACAGACAGUACCAUGAACUGUUAUAGAGCGGAGUUCAAGCAUGUUAAGGAUAAUCAAACGUGGAAUAGAAAUUUCGUGCACAAUGGUUGGGAUGGAGGUAAUAACGAUGCAGAUAACGGUGCAGGUAACGGUGGGAAUAACAAUUUCUCAUACGAGGAGAACCACAUGUUAGGAGAAGUGAGGAGAAACGUAAAUCUAAAUGUGGACAUUCCGAUGAAUAAUUGGAAAAAAGAAUCCAUUUUUAAAAGGGAAAAGGAGGGAAAGGGUGUGUCUAAAUUUAAAAACAUGAACAUGAUGAAAGAGAUUGGGUCAGGUAAAAAGGUGAAAAACGGAGUAAAGGCUACUGAAGAAACAUAUUUAUAUGAUAAUACACUACAUCAAGAUGAAGAAAUAAUUUCUGAAAAGGGGGAAAAGAUGAAUAUGAAAAAAAAAAAUUUUAAUCAUGUUAGGUCGAGAUCAGAAAAUAUUCAAUGCUGCAAAAAUGAAAUGUUAAAAAGUUUAGAAAUAUCUAUGAUUAAACCUCACAUGGAUAAAUUUAACUAUACAGUGAAUAUCCAGGGGUUUAGAAGCAUAUUGGAAAGGGCUCUAUUUGUUUACAACGAUGAUAUAGGAGAAAGGAACGAUUCCAGGAUAGACAACAAUUUGUAUUCAACAAGUGAAGAAUCAAAUUGUGAUGAAAGAAAGAAAAUGGAUUAUGUAUUCAAUGAACAUUCAAAAGAUGCAAAUUUUGUUGAAGAAAACAAUUUUGAGAAUAUUAUACAAGUGGAUGAAAAGCAAAAAAACGCGUGUGAACAGAAUAGGGAAGAAUGUUCCUUGAAUAAAAAAAUGAAUAACACACAAAGGGAUGUUCUAAAAAAGAAUAAUAAUGAAAAAAAAAUUCCAUUUUAUAAUCCUGAUACCUAUGUGAGUUAUGACAAAUAUAUGAAAACGAAAGGAACAUUUAUUUGCAUUCUUAAUGAGAAGCACAAUGUGAUAGGAAAGAACUGCAACACAGAUACGGAUGGUAUCUAUUCAGAACAUAAACAUAUGGAUUUUACCAAUGCAGAAUUAACUACUGACAGAAAAGUCAACGCUGCAAUUGUCAUGAAAAGGAAUAAUUACCCAGCUAAAACUACCUAUGAUUCAAUAGCUAGCAAAGGGUGUAUGUUGAAUGGCAUCGGCAGUGCACAUGGAUUGGGUGGAUAUGGCAACGAUGGAAGAGGCUCUUAUAAAAGAAACAACAAUUACGAUCGGAGUGGUAAUUACAAUCGGAGUGGCAAUUACAAUCGGAGUGGCAAUUACAAUCGGAGCGGCAAUUACAAUCGGAGCGGCAAUUACAAUCGGAGCGGCAAUUACAAUCGGAGCGGCAAUUACAAUCGGAGCGGCAAUUACAAUCGGAGCGGCAAUUACAAUCGGAGCGGCAAUUACAAUCGGAGCGGCAAUUACAAUCAGAGUGACAACCACAAUCAGAGUGGCAACCACAAUCAGAGUGGCAACCACAAUCGAGGUGUCACUUCUAGCCAAAAUGUGGAUCAACAAAACAAUGUGCAGGUCGAAGUGACCGCUAGUGAGGGCCUGGGUAAUCUUGACCUUCAAGACAUUGUACACAUGCACAGCAAUGAGGAAGACAGAAAAAUUUUCAACGACAAUUAUAGAAAGAAUGGAGCAAUACAAAAUAAUUAUGGAGAAAGAAAUAUGAUGAAAAGUGAAUUUCCAUUAAGUCAAAUUUCUCACACAGCUACAGGCACUACUACCAUGACUGGAACUAUAAUGACGGUCGACACAGUCUCGUCGAGUUAUAUUAAUUCCAAGUUUCCUAUGAACAGUAACAGUGACAGAAUGGAUAACCAUAAAAUUGAUAACAAAAGUUUCUUUGCUCAUUUCCCAGAUAAACGUAAAAGAAAUGUCAACACGUCAAAUUGGGGUUACAUGGAUGAACCAAAUUAUGCCAUCUCCAAAAAUAAUCACAACAGAGAGAACAGCACCAAUCAGAAAGGAGGUCACAUGAUCGAAUAUUCGAAUGGGAACCAAAGGAGGAGGAAUCUUAACGGAGGUUCAAAUUCUGGUUAUUCCGAUAUAGAGCAUACUUAUAAUUUUCCCACGGGACAGGUAGGACAUGUCAAAGAAGAAAGAGAGAUAAGAAGAUUCGCAGAUGUGAACGCAAUAGAUGAUAACUCGAAUCAUGCUGACGUCUUUUCCUUCAGUGAAGGGAAGGACUUCCAAAAUUGGGGCAGUAAUAACCAGGUGCAAAAUCGGGGCAGUAAUAACCAGGUGCAAAAUCGGGGCAGUAAUAACCAGGUGCAAAAUCGGGGCAGUAAUAACCAGGUGCAAAAUCGGGGCAGUAAUAACCAGGUGCACAAUCGGGGCAGUAAUAACCAGUUGCACAAUCGGGGCAGUAAUAACCAGUUGCACAACCGGGGCAAUCAUAAUCAUCUGAACAGUCAGGUCCAGGACACCCAGCGAAGGAACCAAAAGAACGCGAACAUUGUCAAUUACUGCAAUAACCAAUUCACGAUGAACCUGGUGAAUAAUAACAAAAAGAAUUUUAAAAAUUUCAUGAAAAAAAAUGGGAUCAUGUCGAGUAGUAGUAGAUACAACACUGUGGGGAAGAACAGUGUGAAUGACGACUCUUAUGAAUGUAUUGAAGAAGGAAAUACUUGCUUAUACAACAACGUAGAUUCUAAUUUUAACAAUGGUGUUACAACAACGAGAUCGUGUACAGAAGUUACUAGCAGUAAUGCUAUUAUCAUUCCUUUUCAUAAGGGUGAUAAUACAAAUGGGUAUCAUUACAAAAAUAGUUGUAGUACAACUGUUAAAGAUCCAUCUGUGAAUUCAAAUGGAAGAAGAAAAAAUAAAAAAGUACAAUAUACAAAUAAUUGCACGCAAAAUUAUGAUACCAAUUAUGUGGCAAAUUUUAGUCCUAAUUAUGAUACACAUUAUUCUCCAUCAUAUGAUAUGAAUUCUUCUUUCCUUAUGAAUCCUGUUUUAUCACAAAAAUUGUGCAUAAAUUCAUCAAGUAUGCAGAAAAGUACAUAUGGAAAUGGACACCAUUACCAACAUGUUAAUACUGGUCGAGAUUCUUCAACUUUCAAUGAAUAUAAUAACUUUUCAGAAUCACAAGUAGGAAAUGAGUACACCAAUGGGGAGUGCAAACAUCAGUAUGUAAUAACGAAUACAAAAGAACAACCAUAUAGAAGCACUAACUUUGAUGCAAAUUUGACGACUGGGAGAAUGGACGAGAAAAAUGAAACAAUUAUGACUUACAGUAAUCAAUUCAAUCAUGCAAGACAAUGGAAGCAAGGGAAGCGGUCGAAAAGAUCGAAGCUGUCGAAGCAGACGAAGCAAACGAAGCAAGCGAACGAGGUGAGAGAUGCAAAAGGAGCUGACCAAUCGAACCGCACAGAAUUUAAUCAUUCCAAUGAGCAUAUGAACCAAAUGUAUAAGACACGAAAAAACAGGACUGGAAUGGAUGAAUAUGGUUGUCGCACAGAAAUGAAGGAAGAUCGAAAUAGAGAAAAUGGUGAUAAUAGCAGAAUUGAAAAAGCAGAAAAAAAGGAGGAUUUUAUUUAUAAAAAUACAAAUAAAAGUUCAGAAAAUAAUGAGCGAAAAAGUAAAUCCAAAUGUAGUAGAUGGACAGAGGAGGAAGUAAUAGAAGAGCAUGCGAAAGUAAUAGAAGAGCAUGUGGAAGUAAUAGAGGAGCAUGUGGAAGUAAAAAAUGCACUUCCAGAAAGACACACACUAAUCGAGAAAGAGAAACAAAAGAAAGACAAUGAUAAUAUAUUCCAGGAGGGACAUGAUGAUGAGGGGGUGGAUAAGAAAGAACGACACAAAGAGGGAGGAAAAGCAAAAUCAGUAAGUCAUUCAGACACAUCUAAACAGAAAAAGGAUCUGCAUCUGCAUGUAGAUAAGGAUAAGGAGGAAAAAGCAUUUAAAAAGAAAAAUACUCUCCAUGAUGAAUGUGCAAGUAGUGGAAGAGGUGAACUUCUGAGAAAUACAGAAAGCCUGUCAUAUAAAAGUGGGCAUGGUGAAACAUGCAGGAUGGUUGAGGUGGAAAGAAAUCCGGAGAAGAUGUUUACGAUCGAAAAGAAUGUAGCAGAAGAAAGUUGUGACAAACUUGAGAUAAAAAUGAAUGAAGAAAAUGGUAUUACGCAAAAUGAAACGGUGCAGAAUGGUACUUUCCAAGGGAAUGGGGGAAAAAAAGAGAAAAAUUAUCAGACAGAAUUAAAUAAGAAAAAGUUUAAUCAAUUAUGGACAAACAAAGGAGAGGUAAAAGAGACCAAGCCUCUUGUUGCACCAUAUGAACAAAUGGCAAAGAGGAUGAAUGUGGAAGAAAAACGUAGGGAUAAGAGAAGCGAUAAGAAAAAUGAGAACGCAUGCAAGAAUUAUGUUUCACACGAUGAAAGAUUUGCGUGCAAAGGUAACCAUGAGAAUCGGAGUGAUAGUGUGAAUAGAAUAUGUAAAAGCUCGAAGCAUGAAUCCAUAAUGUGUAGCACUGUAGAUGGCAAUGAUAUUAAGUUGAAUAACACAAAAAAAAAACAUGAAAAUGGAAAGUUUGAUCAAAAUAUAUGUAUUUUGAAAAAAAAUGGAUUUUAUGAUAAUACAAGUAGCGAUAAAAUGGAUAGUGUACAAAUCAAUCACAUUGUGUAUCCCCAUACAUCCAGUAUGGCUAAUGAAGAAGAACCAGUUUUUAAUGAAAAUCUCAAUGAUAAUGUUAAAAAGGCUAGCUAUGGAAAAAAAAAUCUGAAUGAUGGUAACGGCAGGGUCGAAUUAAAUGGAGAAAAACGCGAAUACAAUAACAAGAUAAAUUAUGGAAAGAAAAAUAGUAGUAGUAAUAAUAAUAAUAAUAAAAAAAAAAAAAGUUAUGAAAAAAAUGGAAAUGACACAAGUGGCUGUAACGGGAAAAUAAGCAGACCUGCAAAAGGCAAUAAAAAGUGA